Messenger RNA from Cricetulus griseus (Chinese hamster), 561 nucleotides. NCBI's taxonomy places the organism in Eukaryota, Metazoa, Chordata, Mammalia, Rodentia, Cricetidae. The record is from RefSeq and is a predicted model, not a curated record.
AUGAUUUCAAACCUUCCCUUUCAGGCUGGAGAUGCAGAAAGCAAGGCUGCAAAAAACAAGGAAAGUGAUGAAGAGGAAGAGGAAGAGGAGGAAAAUGAAAAUGAAGAAGCAGAAGUAGAAGAAAACGAGCAGGUCGCCAACGGCACCAGCGCUAACUCCACGGAGGCGUAUGGUGGGAACAGCAGUAGUGGAGGAGACAAUGGAGAAGGUGAGGAACAGAGCGUCACUGAAGCAGGUGUAGAAGGAACCACAUUGGACAGGGAGCAGAUCAGUGACGGCCCCACGACAGCUGUCCUUCCAAACGGGUUUCAGUAUACAACCCCACCACCCGAAGCCUAUGGGACCACCUCCCCACCAUUCAGAAAACCCACCACCGCUGAGUACUGGGGAGAAUACGAACAAACGGGCAACAAUGAGGACAACGGUGAGUAUCAAAUCUACGACAAUGAGAACGGGGAGCCUCGUGGGGACACCUACCGGGCCUAUGAGGAUGAAUACAGCUACUACAAGGGGCGUGGCUAUGAAGGCUAUGAUGGUCAAGAUUAUUACUACCACCAGUGA